Molecule: messenger RNA, 1217 nt
Organism: Lolium perenne
Lineage: Eukaryota; Viridiplantae; Streptophyta; Magnoliopsida; Poales; Poaceae
Product: protein transport protein SEC13 homolog A
Biological process (GO): protein import into nucleus; COPII-coated vesicle budding
Cellular component (GO): nuclear pore outer ring; COPII vesicle coat
Molecular function (GO): structural molecule activity; protein binding
Source: RefSeq, a predicted model, not a curated record
UGUGUUUCUGUUACUGUCAAGUAGGAUCCUGAGGUGGUCAACACAGAACAGUUGGUUAAUACUUUAAAGCUGCAUACCUGGAACAAUGCCUCCUCAUAAGAUAGAGACUGGGCACCAAGAUGUGGUGCAUGACAUCGCCAUGGAUUACUAUGGGAAGCGCAUUGCUACUGCAUCCUCUGAUAACACAAUAAAGAUCAUUGGCGUAAGUGGCACUUCGCACCAGCAACUUGCUACUUUAAGCGGACACCAGGGUCCAGUUUGGCAAGUCGCUUGGGCUCAUCCUAAGUAUGGCUCCAUGCUUGCAACCUGCAGCUACGAUGGUCGGGUUAUUAUAUGGAAAGAAGGGAGUAAGCCCGAUGAGUGGGCACAGGCACACACUUUCGUCGAGCACAAGUCCUCUGUAAACUCCAUUGCUUGGGCGCCUCAUGAGCUUGGCCUAUGCUUGGCUUGUGGUUCAUCUGAUGGGAACAUUUCAGUCUUCACAGCCCGUUCUGAUGGAGGGUGGGAGACGACGCGCAUUGACCAGGCUCAUCCAGUGGGCGUGACCUCUGUUUCCUGGGCUCCCGCAAUGGCACCUGGUGCUUUAAUCAGCCCAGGGCCUUCUGGGCAGUUUGAGUAUGUUCAGAAACUUGCCUCUGGUGGCUGUGACAACACAGUGAAGGUGUGGAAGCUGACCAAUGGGAGCUGGAGGAUGGACUGCUUUCCUGCCCUUCAGAUGCACAGGGACUGGGUUAGAGACGUUGCCUGGGCUCCAAACCUAGGUCUCCCAAAGUCCACGAUCGCCAGCGCCUCUCAGGAUGGAACCGUCGUGAUCUGGACCGCACCGAAAGAAGGUGAGCAGUGGGAAGGCAGAGUUCUGAAUGAUUUCAGAACCCCUGUCUGGAGGCUGUCGUGGUCACUGACAGGGAACAUACUGGCGGUCUCCGAUGGCAACAACAACGUGACCCUGUGGAAAGAGGCUGUGGAUGGUGAAUGGCAGCAAGUGACUACUGUCGAGCCGUAGAUGGACCGCGUUCUACAUGUAGCCGCGUUAAUCCAUCAUCAUAACAAAUGUAGCUUCAUCUUUAUGUCAAUUCUAUGGCGUGCGACAUGCUGUUGUCUAGAACUGAAGUAGAUAAAUAGAACUUCUAUCCCAAAUGGACUCCUGUAUCCAGUGCUGUGGCAUAACCAUACUUUUUUAUUUUGGCUAAGUUAUGCGGAUCGAUCCUCUUUUUCCC